Molecule: messenger RNA, 303 nt
Organism: Mucor mucedo
Lineage: Eukaryota; Fungi; Mucoromycota; Mucoromycetes; Mucorales; Mucoraceae
Exons: 4
Coding region: 1-303 (100 amino acids)
Source: RefSeq, a predicted model, not a curated record
AUGAUUGAAAUGGUUAAUGUUGAAACAGACACAGCCUCAAUCAGAAUGACGGGUAGUGACGGAAGUAAAAAACACAAGUUUGAGGGACUCGUAAAAGUGUUCUUCAACAUUUUACCGAUCAAGAUAGGAGUUCAACAAGUGGGCAAUGAUCGUGCAUCCAUAGUCUAUGCUAUGCCCCUGCACUUCAAAAAAAUGUGGGAGAAUCGCCUCGGCCUCAGGAAUACACUGGUGGGUGAGAUCACGCUUAAAAGUUACCGUGUCAAAAGUGCAAAAAAGUGGGCCCGGCGGGGGGCGAUCUCUUAA